GUGUGUGUGUGUGUGUGUGUGUCUGUGGGCCACUGGAGUGCCCAUCAAGUGCCCGCUGGAGGGUCUGCGUAACCCUGACCAGGGGGGAACCUGAGCCUGUGGAUAGCAGAGGCGUGACCCUGGAGGCUGGAUGGAUGUGUUUGGAUUCUCCAAGAUGGCAAAGCUCACAGGCCAUAAGAGUAAAUCGUCGGGAUGGCCUCCUCCGGCGGGCAGCUGGGCAGGCCUGCAGGGGGCGCAGUAUGGCUGGGACGUGGCGCGCGACUCCAGGGACUGCUUCAGCAAUCACGUGUCCCAGAGCAACUCUCUGGAGGAGGUGCCUCUGGACGGAGGGCAGCUACUGGCCCCAACCCCUCGGAGGGUGGAGAUGAGAAGGGACCCCGUCCUGGGCUUUGGCUUCGUGGCCGGCAGCGAGAAACCUGUGGUGGUCCGCUCCGUCACUCCAGGAGGUCCGUCUGAAGGCAAACUCAUUCCUGGGGAUGAGAUCAUUAUGAUCAACGAGGAGCCAGUGGCCUCUGCUCCCCGGGAGAGAGUCAUCGACCUUGUCAGGAACUGCAAGGAGUUCAUCACACUGACCGUGAUUCAACCCUACCCGUCUCCCAAAUCAGCAUUUAUCAGUGCAGCCAAAAAAGCCAAAUUGAAAUCCAACCCAGUCAAAGUGCGCUUUGCCGAAGAGGUCAUCAUAAACGGCCAGGUUCCGGAUGCAGUGAAGGACAACUCGCUCCUGUUCAUGCCCAACGUUCUGAAGGUUUACCUGGAGAAUGGACAGACCAAGUCCUUUCGCUUCGAUACGAGCACCUCUGUCAAGGAUGUGAUCAUGACGCUGCAGGAGAAGCUGUCCCUCAAAUGCAUCGAGCACUUCUCCCUGACGCUGGAGCAGAGAGGCGAGCGGAGGGCCGAGGCGUCCAACAAGACCCUGCAGCUGCUGCACGAACAGGAGAUGCUCACUCAGGUUACGCAGAGACCUGGGUCACAUAAGAUGAAGUGUUUUUUCAGAAUCAGCUUUGUCCCAAAGGAUCCAGUUGACCUUCUCAGGAGAGACGCAGUAGCUUUUGAAUACCUCUACGUGCAGUGCUGCAAUGAUGUGGUGCUGGAGCGAUUUGGCCCCGAGCUGAAGUACGAUGCAGUGCUGCGCCUCGGUGCCCUGCAGAUGUAUAUCCUCACCAUGAUGACCCGGCAGACUCAGAAGGUCUCUCUCAAAUACAUCCAGAAAGAGUGGGGUCUAUCACUGUUUCUUCCCCCGUCAGUGAUGUCCCACAUGAAGGAAAAAAAUAUCAAGAAAGCUCUCACACACAUCCUGAAGACUAAUCAGAAUCUAGUGCCUCCAGGGAAGAAGAUGACAGUGUUGCAGGCAAAGGUGCACUAUUUGAAGUAUCUCAGUGAGCUGAGAUUGUACGGUGGAAGAAUAUUCAAAUCUUUUCUCCUGCAAGGAGAGAAACAAACAGACGUCAUCUUACUUGUGGGCCCAAGGUAUGGCAUCAGUCAUGUCAUCAAUGUCAAGACCAAUCUAGUGGCUCUUUUAGCGGACUUCAGCCAUGUGAACAGAAUCGAGAUCCUCACCGAGGAUGAGACCAAUGUCCGGGUGGAGCUACAUGUGCUGGACGUGAAGCCCAUCACAUUGCUGAUGGAGUCAAGUGAUGCCAUGAAUCUGGCCUGCAUGACAGCAGGUUACUAUCGGCUGCUAGUGGAUUCCAGACGGUCCAUAUUUAACAUGGCUAAUAGCAACAGCAUGGGGGACAUGGAUAGUCAGGAUCGCGGGCUGGAGUGGCCUUACAGCACUUCCUUCGGAGACCUGGAGGACCCCAGUGCUCAGGGCUACACCAGUGGUCAGGGCUACCCCAGCCAACCCUACCCCAGAGACUCGGAAUCGGACUACCCAGAGACUACUAUAGAGGAGAAUAAUCACGGCUCUCCCUUCCGAACGGAGGUUUUCCGGCCACCCCCGCCUCCUCCCUUGGAGAGGCCCGCGGGGGGGCGGAGAAGCCCCAUCCCCCCACCACUGCCCCCUCCACGACAGAGGCCCCAAGACUCACCCCGCAACACAAAAGUCUCCUUCAUUUUCGGCGACCCCGCUUUGGACUCGGUGAACCCUCAGAACAUGGGCUACCAGCGGCUCAUGGAUGAGAGCCCCGAGAUGGCCGACGGUGGUCGGUCGGCGUUCCUCCCGGCUGGCGCCGGCGGCCUCCGCGUGCCGGACGGCAUGGUCUUCAAGAACGUGGUGUACAGCAACAUCGGCGAGGGCAAGAUCUUCGCCGGCCCCGAGGAGGGGCCCGAGGAGCCGCUCCUGCGCGACCUCUGCUACCCCGAGGCCGCGGACGACGUGGAGGACGAGGACGACGGCAGCUGCGAGGAGGACUCCACCGUCACCGGCGGCGAGGGAGAGGAGAGCGAGGCCGGGGCCCUGUCGCCGCCGCCCCCCCCCGGGAAUCCCACCUUCCUGUCGCUCUCGGGCUCCAGCGACGACAUCAUCGACCUGACGUCACUUCCGCCCCCCGAGGGGGAGGACAACGAGGAGAGCGAUGCGCUGCUAAGGACUCUCAACAUGGCCAUCGCCGCGCCACCUCACGGCUUCAGGGACAGUUCCGAUGAGGAGGGGGCGGAGGGCAAGGGUCAGCCACAGGGCUCCUGUGAGAAUGACGAUAUGCCAGUGUCUCUGAUCGACGCCGUGCCCACACGCGGAGAGGGCAGCUCAGGCAAGAGGCUGGACCAUGCGGUGGUCACCACCCUACAAGCACUGGAGGCAUUGGCUGUGGCAGAGGAGCCGACACGGCCACCGAGACCCAACAGCAGUGCAGGAAGUGCCAUAUCUCGAACGUUCAGCCCAGCAUCCUCCUCUGAUUCAGGCAAUGAAACCAACUCGUCGGAGAUGACUGAGAGCUCGGAGCAGGCGGCGGCCCACAAGCUCUCCGAGAGCCACAUGCGCCUCCUGGUGGCCACCACCGAGGGCUACCAGCCGCUGCAGGAGGAGCAGACCGAGUUCCCGGUGUCGCCCUGCUCGCGGCCCGCACCCAUCCCCAAGCCCCCGCGCAGUCCGCGCCACCGCCAGGCCGAGCCGCAGUCCGCCGCCGCCGCCGCAGUGCCUUCCCAGCCGACUCUACCUUCGGACGGCAUCGAGAUGGAGCCGGAGACCAUGGAGGACAAAUCCCUGAGCGACUACAUGGCCAGGUCGCGUUCCAACACGCUGCUCAACUCGUGUGGGGGCAAGCGGCCCAGCUCCGGCGCAGGGCCGGGGAAGCAGCACAAGAAGAGCGCCUACGACCCCAACACGGGGAAGUUCAACACCUUCACGGCCCGAGAGAGCCGCAGGAGGGGUCAGUUUGACGUGGAGCGCACCUCGUUCUGCGAGAUGAUCCAGAGACAAGAGCCUCUGCCUGAGGAGGGCCUGCUGGCCAGCCAGAGACACAGUAGGCUAAGUAUCCCCCACCUUGAUCGAGUAGGUUCAAAUGAGGUCAGAGAAGACUGCAAUAGCAGUGGUGGCACUGACCACCAACAGAGCGCUCCGCUGGCCUCGCCGUCCAAAAAGCCUCGCGAGCCCUGCCAGCCGGACUUUGGCGGGGACGAGCAGCAGCAGCAGCACGCGCAGCUGCAGGCGGCGCCACAGCCGUCCAGGCCCGGCGUGGCGCGGCUCUGCGAGUACCACCUGGCCAAGCGCAUCUCCACGCUGCAGAGCGAGGCCCAGCACUCGCUGCAGAGCUCGCAGUGCUCCUCGCUGGACGCGGGCGGCAGCACGGGCAGCAGCGUCUGCGCCACGCCCACCGACUCGCCGCUGGCCGCCGCCACCGACCCCCUGGGCCGGCAGCACGCGCUCUCGGAGUCGGCGCAGUCGCUGGUCCACUGCCUCCCGGGCGGCGGGAUCUCCGCCAACCUGCACCCGCACGCCGACCCGGCCCUCCUGCGCAAGAUGCUGCCCAACAUCCACCCGCCCCCCGGCUCCGACCCGACCCUCAGCGGCCCGCGCGAGGGCACCCCGCGGAGCGCCAAGAUCAAGGAGACCACAGGUACAGCUCGCAGGAGUAACCUUUUCAGUGAUCUGCAUGCAAAACCGGGCUGUGUUAAGAACCUAAACACCAAGGAGGGCAGUGAAGCCUAUAGGCAGCUGAUAAACUACCUGACAGUGAGCCAGAUGCACCAAGGGGGCAAGCUGCAAAGCGCAGGCCUGGGGGGAGGCAGGAAGGACAGAAGGCAUUUAGUGAAUAACCCGCUGCUGCUCGACAUGGUUAGGGGUAAGGGGAACACCAUUGCCCGAUGUCCCUGCAUGCCACCCGCACCCUCACCUUAUCUGAGCCCCAGCCUAGCACUCCCCACUGGUUUGGCCCCCACACAGGGCCCCCGCAGCCCCCGAAUGUAUCACUCAGCCACGCUGCCUGCUAAGCUGAAGAGGAGUCCUGACUUGCAUGCUCAGAGACCCACUGCCAGCCUGGAGGUGAGCCACGGUGGCGGCGGGCGCCACGAGCGGAGGAGCUCGUUUUCCGGCCUGGAGGGCGAGCUCGAGCGGGGCGUCCACCCCGAGCGGCUCCUGUCUCUGGCUCAGAGGGACAGUGUCCGCGAGGGGGUGCCCUGCCGUUCGGCGUCGUCCAGGUCCCGCGGCGGCGGAGCUGCUGCUGCUGCUGCUGCUGCUGCUGCAGCUGCCGACGACUGGCUCAGGUCUGACUGGAGGACGAAGCAUGCGGUCCACCAGGCCCCUAAUGAUUCUCUCUGUUUGUCUGCCACCCCCAGUGUAGCGCGCUCCGAGCAGUUCGCGCCCGGAGCGGGAGACCAGCUGCCUGUGCUUUACCCGCGGCAGGUCAAAGCCUGCCCCUCCCCUGCACCGCCCCCUCCACCUUCGCCUCCCCAUCCUCCUCCUCCUCCACCACCACCUCCGCCUCCGCCGCCACAUAACGCCAGGACCCUGAUGGUCAAUUCCAGCGUGCCAAAACAGGAGCUGCCGAAUCCGCUCCGGCAAAACCACAUCCAGGGCCAGGUGCCACUGCUGUACCAGUGCGACUCGUCGUCCAUGAGCAGCCUGCGCCGGAGCCGCGAGCUCAGGAGGAGCACCAGCAACAUCACCGCCGGCUCGGGGAGCGUCGAGACGCUUUUUGACCGGUCCAGAGGCUCCUCGGCCACCCGGUGCUCCCAGGCGCCCGUUCAACCAGUGGACCCCAAACUGCAGCAGCGCCGGCCCACCAAGAAGAGGCUGUCCAAGAGCUACUCGCAGGGCUCCAUGUCCUCGCAGACCACCUGCUGGUCCAGCGGUGGCCGAGACAGCCGCAGGGCGUCCGUGAUGCUUCCGCUGCAGAAGGACAGCAAGCACAUGAAGGGAUCCCAGAAGCUGGACGCCAGUCCCUGGAGGUGCCACGGUCCCUUCAGCUACUGCUUCUUCAAGAGAAAGAGCCAGACGGAGGAGGACGACACGGAUGGAGAUUCCUCCGGAAGGUUCCGGGGCGACCUGGACGAAGCGGGGCCCUCCCAGUACAACCCCAGCCCUGCCCUGGACACGGCGGGAGAGCAGCUCUACGGGGAGGUCCUGAACAACAUGAGCUUUGGCGACCGGCUGGCCCGCAUUAACGCUCUGAAAGACCGCAUGUACUCCUACCCGGCCGGCUUCGCCGACGUGCGACGCGACUCUAGUGAGGUCAUCGCGCUGGUGCGCUCCAGCGUCGGCCGGGGUGACCGGGGCGUGCCCCCGCUUCAGGCCCAGGAGCUGGCCCAGUACAAGCAGCUGCUGUCCAUCGAGUCCAAAGAGCUGGGCCGCGCGUGCCGGCGCAUGGCCCAGGCCCACGGCAGCCCCGAGGAGAUGCUACUGGCCGUCACCUGCAGCUUCCAGGUGCUCUGCUGCCUGUCCGAGGCCUGCAUGUGCCUGGUGAGGGGCCUCGGGGCCGCGGCCUCGCAGCAACAGCGCGAGGUGGUGGCCAAGGUGGACGAGGUGGUGAUGAACUACAUCUGCCUGCUACGCGCCGCCGAGGCCGCCUCCGGCUGUGCCCCUGGUGACCACAGCGUGAAGGCGCUGGCACGACACUCAAGCACCAUGUCCGCCAUCGCCAACACCCUAACUCGCUCACUGAAGACACUACUUAGCAAAUAGUUGUUCAAAAACCUCCUUUUUGCGAGACUGGACCGUGUAUAAUCCUGACAGGACUGUCUUUGAAGAAUCCACCGAAUAUGAUGAGAUGAGGGGGACUGCACACCUGUACACCUGUACUACGUCUCCAACCCAACUGGGCUGACUUCACGGCAGACUUCACAGCUUCAGCCUGAAUUAUACAUUUUUAACUUGACUAGACAAUUAUGUGUCUUCAUUUUGACUGGACUGCAUGCCAUUAGGCUAGACUGUUUUUAGGGUGACUGGAGUUCACAUUUGUAGCCAGACUGAGCUAUAUCUGUCUUUAGUCCGGACUAUCUGUAACUGCAAAGCCAUACGUGGACCCAAGGGGUGAUAACCCCUUUGAAAUACAUAAAUGUAAACUGCUGUAAUCAUUCUUAUUCUGUGCAUAUUUAUUUUAUAUGUAAAAAUUGUAUAUAGACAUAUAUAUGAAUCUAUAAAUGCUAUAGAAAUUUAAGAAGACUAAAAGGGAAGAUUAUAGUACUAAUCUAUUCUUAAUAUCUUAAGCAAAAUGCUGUAACAUAUUGGCAACUUGCGAGGAAAUUAGGUCAAAUGGCUUUACUGAGGAGCUUAAGUUCCACAGCUCAAUAUUUACUAGUGCUUCUUAAUGCAAUUUUACAGUAAUGUAGUCUUUUUAACAGACAUACAGAUGCUAUGACAUGAAAAUAGCUAAAUUAUUUAAUGCAACAGAUUAUUUAUGAAAUUCCAUAAUAUAACUUGUCAUUGUCUAUUGAUUGUUUAAUGAUUUAAUACUUUUCUAACUAUUGUGUUUUAUCUUUGCUUUUAAGAAAUAUUAGUCAUGUGUCCCCAUCACUUUAUUAAAAACAUUGCUGUGUUUAUGCAAACAUUUCACAGAUCACAUUGCCCACAUUAUAAUUUGAAUGUCUCGCACUUUACCACGGCAAUCUU
Messenger RNA from Alosa sapidissima (American shad), 6985 nucleotides. RefSeq names its product FERM and PDZ domain-containing protein 4-like. The transcript is spliced from 16 exons. The coding region runs from base 131 to 6058 and encodes 1975 amino acids. Lineage: Eukaryota; Metazoa; Chordata; Actinopteri; Clupeiformes; Clupeidae. Gene Ontology annotation, cellular component: cytoskeleton. The record is from RefSeq and is a predicted model, not a curated record. Gene Ontology annotation, molecular function: protein binding.